Arachis ipaensis is the source of this 696-nucleotide messenger RNA. RefSeq names its product cysteine-rich TM module stress tolerance protein (gene WIH1). NCBI's taxonomy places the organism in Eukaryota, Viridiplantae, Streptophyta, Magnoliopsida, Fabales, Fabaceae. The record is from RefSeq and is a predicted model, not a curated record. Gene Ontology annotation, cellular component: plasma membrane.
UCGGUUCAGUCACGAGAAGGUAAGACGAAACUUCCGUGUGUGUUAUCCUCUUUCUUUCAAUCAAAAACUCUCUCCCGCCGCCAAUCAAAUUUGAUUCUCUCUAUAUAUAUAAAUCCCUGAUCCUCUCCCACGAACAAUUCGUGUUUGAAAUUCAUUCAGGUGCUUGCGAAAAAGACGACACAUCAGAUUCAACAUGAGCUACUACGAUCAUCAGCAACAACCACCAGUGGGUGUUCCUCCUCCACAGGGGUAUCCACCAAAGGAUGCUUAUCCACCUCCAGGGUACCCUCCAGCACAAGGGUACCCACCACCAGGGUACCCCCAACCAGGGUAUCCUCCACAACAAGCGUAUGCUCCACAGUAUGCUCAACAACCUCCUCCUAGACAAGAAACUGGUUUUCUUGAAGGAUGUUUAGCGGCACUAUGCUGCUGUUGCCUAUUGGACGCGUGUUUUUGAGGUCUGAAGAAUAAAUAAGAUUUGGAUGAUUGAGGCCUGAGUCACACCUUUCAUCAGCUUUAUUUGUGAAUUAGCAUUAAUCUGUUUAGGCUCUCAUUAUUAUUCGUAGAAUAUAUUUUUCAUUCAGAAUGUGUGAUCUACUACUACCACUAUACUAUGACUCUCAGCAAAUCACCAAAGUGUCUGGAUUCUUUAUUAGUUUGGUCAAUUUAGUAUCGGCUUAGUUUUCCCAUCGAUUC